Gallus gallus (chicken) is the source of this 3242-nucleotide messenger RNA. It is a transcript of the gene TNFAIP8L3, whose product is annotated as TNF alpha induced protein 8 like 3. NCBI's taxonomy places the organism in Eukaryota, Metazoa, Chordata, Aves, Galliformes, Phasianidae. Gene Ontology annotation, cellular component: cytoplasm. Gene Ontology annotation, biological process: regulation of apoptotic process. The transcript has 3 exons. The record is from RefSeq and is a predicted model, not a curated record. Bases 324 to 824 code for a protein of 166 amino acids.
GGCCGGGCGGGGAGCAGAGGAGGAGGCGGCAGGCGCUGCUCGUCGCUCGCUCCCCGGCUCCGGGCGCUCCUCAGCCGCGCCCUCGGUCCUCUGCCCCGCCGGUACCUGCAGCAUGGACUCGGACUCCGGGGAGCUCAGCGAAGGCGAGCUGGUCUCACCUGCAGGCACAACAUCAAGAGAUCUCUCUACCAAAAAGCCUUAACACUGACCUACUGACAAGCAAAAGCUUUGCUAGUGAAGGCUAACAACGCCCUGGCCUAGGUCCCGAUUGUUUCAGUUCCAAGAAUCUUGCACUGCAAGCCCAGAAAAAGAUCCUGAGUAAAAUGGCAACCAAAACCAUGGCUAACAUGCUCAUCGAUGACACGAGCAGCGAAAUCUUUGAUGAGCUGUACAAGGUAACAAAGGAACACACCAGAAACAAAAAGGAAGCUCAUAAAAUUAUGAAAGACCUGAUUAAAGUGGCAAUAAAAAUUGGGAUCCUCUAUCGAAAUAAUCAGUUCAACCACGAAGAGAUGGAAAUUGUAGACAAGUUCAGGAAGAAGCUGAACCAAACUGCCAUGACAAUUGUCAGUUUCUACGAGGUAGAAUACACUUUUGACAGAAAUGUUCUUGCAGAACUUCUGAACGAGUGUAAAGACCUUGUGCAUGAACUGGUAGAUCGGCACCUGACACCCAAAUCCCACGGGCGCAUCAACCACGUCUUCAACCACUUUGCGGACGUGGAAUUUCUAACUGCCCUGUACAGUCUUGAUGGGGAUUGUCGGCCAUACCUCAAAAAGAUCUGUGACGGCAUCAACAAACUACUUGAUGAGAAGAUCCUUUGAAACUGUGCUCAGAAGCAAGAAACCAGCCAAAAACUUCUGUAUGGAACUGGCCGCCCUUCAUGAGCCAUGGUGAGCACGAGAGCCUCCUUCCUGCUCUUCUUACUGCAGCCUCCAGCAGGAGCCAGAAAGUGCUCACUUGGCUCACGAUGAAGGGGAAAACCUAAACCAGAAAGCUAUCAAUUUUAAUGUUUUGGUCACAGAUAACUGAGUCUUUUCCAAGGCGUGGCAUGAAAUCACUGCUGAUAUAUAUUGUUCAGAAAUUGAUUGCUGUACAUCACGAUCUUACUAGCUUUGUGGUCAAGGCUGAACACGUGAAAAGAAAGUAAGCUCAAACGCAUGGCUACGUUAAAAUAGGUGAUGGCGAAAGAGCAUUGCAUGGAAUUUACCCAGGCUGCCCUCGGUGUGUAUGUUUUUAUUAUUCCAACAGCAAGUGAAAAGGCUUAGACAGAAGGUAAGGCUGUGAUGCAUUAAGCUCUCUCCUUUUAACAUGAUCAGGAAUUGGUGUGAGAAUGCAUCUCUGAAUUUACAUGGUAUUUAAGUCUAGUUAGGGAUAAUAAAUAAUACAGAUGAGUACAUCAGAAGAAAAUUUAAAGAGCUGCUCUACGAAACUAUGUUUUCAUUAUGGAUUUUUGGCUUACACUCAUAAAACAGUUUCAUUUGAAUUUUGAAGAACAGCUCAGUGAUUGAAGCUCAAAGGCAAUCAAAAACAAACAGAUCAAGCAGAACCUUAGUUCUCCCAGUCUCAGGUGCUGUGUAUUUGUUAACAUUGGGUGAGUUUAGGCUGGAGGUUAUGCUGCUCUUUGCACUGAUACCAUUCUGUCAGAGCAAAGUUUUGUUUGUGAAGAUUUUGCACUUUAGAAGAGGAACACAAUUAAGAAACCACUUGCUCUACAAGGCAACAUCAACAUCUCAUACCCUCAAUAGAUAACAUUCAACCUCGGUAAAGCUCUCAUUUUAAUGUGGCCGUAGUAUUAAUUUGUGCCAACAGUGACAAAAAAAAGAACCCCACCUGCUAUGGCUCACAGUGCCAUCUGAGUGCAGCAUAUCCACAGCCCUUUCAAGAGAACACUGCUAACUCCGUGUGAGCUUCGUAAGCAACCCAUUGGUUCAGAGUGUUCUGCUUUUUUUUUUUUUUUAGUUUUUUAGUUUUUAAGCAAAAUAUACUGAUGUCUUGAAACAAAAAAAAAAAAAGUUUUGCAAAGACAUACUGGUUUCUGUCAAGUUUUGCUAUGAUUAAGGAAGAGAACCAGAGCAGAUAAGCCAGUUUACUGCUUGCAGAAUCUUACAACUGGGUUGAUGCUGCUGGCUGAGCCCUCUAAAGGAAGCGUGUGCAGAAAUCUCUCUUCUCUGUGCCCCAUCCCUUCUUAGGCUCACCUCAGUCUGCCAAGGCUUCAUCCAGUGUUGCAGGGCUUCUCCUUUCUCAUGACACAGACAGCAAACAACCCCACUCCUCUCUAAGGAGAACUUCCAAGCACUGUCACCUAUUACUUCAAGACAACAAAAAAAAAUUGUUUUCCCAUUUAAACUCCUAAGCACUGAAUUCUAUUCUUACUCUUCUGCCUUUUCUCACCCUAACUGUUGUACUUCCCUUCGUACAGUUGAGAAUACACAUACCGAGACCAUGUAUUCACUGCAGUUGUGCUAGAAGCAUCUAUUCCCAGAAGAAUGCAUUUUGAAGCAAGUGAAAAUGGCAGCACAAAGCACUACUAGAGCAGUUUGAUAAUGAUGUGAUUUUGUCGUGUUUCCUUCAAUCAUAAAGAGUAUAUUUAGUAGCAGUGAAUGUAGACUACUCCCUUACAGCACAGCACAGUAAUGAGAUAUGAACUUUUGGGAUUGGAAGUCUAUUAAGAUUUGCCUUACAAGGUUGCAAGUUUCAACAUCUGCAGAGCCAUAUUUACACACACCAUUAGCUGCUUUCUUUCUCAGAGCACGUACCUGUCAACCAAUGCUUUUGAACAGUAGUUAUUAUAUCCAACACUCCUGUUUCCAGUGCACAGGUCACAUCUGUGUGUGUGUUUCUCUUGUGGCAAACAUGUAAGUUUGGUUGGUUGGUUGUUUAGGUAUUUUUUUUUUUUUUAAGCCAGAGCAAAGGAUUAUUCAACACUGAAGAUGUCCAAAACAAAAGGGAUAUCCUGUAUACGUGACUUCAUUCUUGUGUGUUGCAAGUACCAAUAUUCCAGAUUCUGGUAUUUUAGACGAGCCAGCUGAACAUCUGUCAUCUUAUUUAUACAUCAGAGUAGCCUUAAGGAAAGAUGUUUUCGAGUAUUUAUCAUACGUGCAUAUCCAGUAUAUUCCUUGUUUACUUUUGUACUAGUAGCUUGGUAUGUAACAACAUUGCUCAAUACUGGCAAUGUUCAGGUCAUCUUAAAUAUGUGAUGUAUUAUUGUAUUUGUGGAUUAAAAACGUGUGAUUACUGCC